Truncatella angustata is the source of this 1301-nucleotide messenger RNA. Its product is annotated as NADP-dependent oxidoreductase domain-containing protein. Gene Ontology annotation, molecular function: aldose reductase (NADPH) activity. The transcript is spliced from 2 exons. Lineage: Eukaryota; Fungi; Ascomycota; Sordariomycetes; Amphisphaeriales; Sporocadaceae. The coding region runs from base 318 to 1211 and encodes 297 amino acids. Gene Ontology annotation, cellular component: cytosol. The record is from RefSeq and is a predicted model, not a curated record.
CACAAACACCAUCAAUAAACCUAUGAUUAAUCCCAUCCGUAUUACGUGUCCAUCGACAGGUUUCUUACUUUUGUAUUCACUGUGGAUAUCAAGUCCACAAGUGUGCUUAAUAUCCAACUUUAGGCAGACAUAACAAGCGACCCUGGUCAAUUACCCCGCCUACCAAAGUUGUGUUAAACACUGACUGGCGUUUUGAACCUUUGGGACCUCAUGUGCUGUGCGGUCAAUUGUGUUUAUGCUCAGCUUCAAGCCCAUGAUCAACUACACAUAGAUAGCACUUAGGGCCCUCCUGUAAUUAUCGAAGUGCACCUAUCGAGAUGGACGAGCACAUUGAGGACACCGGUCCACCGGUUUUGAGGACCAUCCACAGCAAACCGUUGCUGAUAUACGGAACAUCUCGAAAGGAAAACCGGACAGCGUUUCUUACCGAAACGGCUUUGAAUAUCGGGUUCACAGCUGUUGAUACAGCAAACUAUCCGCCCGCCUAUAAAGAGUCUCACACAGGCGAUGGUAUCGCAGCAGCUCUCAAGUCUGGCGUCGUCAAGCGGGGAGAUCUCUGGAUUCAAACAAAGUUCUGCCCAGCUUUUGCGAUGCCUCGCGACCAGCUCCCAUACAAUCCAGAUCAGAGCAUCGAAGGACAAGUAAAGGAAUCAAUCCAACAAAGCCUAGAGAAUCUGAAAGUCGAAUACCUUGACGCAUUCCUACUGCAUGGACCUUACCGCGAUAACGAGGACAGCAUUGCCGCAUACAAAGCUUUCGAGCAAUUUGUUCCGCAUACCAUCAAGCAGCUCGGCGUGUCCAACGUGAGUCUACAACAACUGAAGGCCGUAUACGAUGCAGCUUCUGUCAAACCCACCAUUGUGCAAAACAGGUUCAUGCGCGAUACGUCCUAUGACAUUGAGGUCAGACACUUCUGCGCAGGCCACAACAUCACGUACCAAGCAUUCUACAUGCUUACGCACAAUCCCGAGCUGCUUGCAUCAGACGUUUUGGCAUCGGUUGCUGAGAGGUUAAACAUUGAGAAGGAGGUGGCCUUCUACGUUUUGGUUUUGAGUCUCGGGGAUGUGCAGGUUCUCGACGGUACGACGCAAUCGGUGAGGAUGAAGGCCGAUCUGACGGAGAUCACCUCAAUAUUCAAGAACGAUAGAACGAUAUCGGAUCUCAAGCCAUUUGUUAUCGAGUUUAAAAAACUAUUACAAACGAGCGUUUGAAUAGCUGAUAUAUUUCUUGGAUAUGUGCUCUAUUAUACGCUCACUCUCUGUCAAACGUCGUAACAUGUCGCGAAUAAACUUAAAAUGAUC